Molecule: messenger RNA, 1569 nt
Organism: Rhipicephalus sanguineus (brown dog tick)
Lineage: Eukaryota; Metazoa; Arthropoda; Arachnida; Ixodida; Ixodidae
Product: cytochrome P450 1A5
Exons: 9
Coding region: 1-1491 (496 amino acids)
Molecular function (GO): oxidoreductase activity, acting on paired donors, with incorporation or reduction of molecular oxygen; iron ion binding; monooxygenase activity
Source: RefSeq, a predicted model, not a curated record
AUGGUGCUCUACAAUCUUAAGAGCGUCAUUCUCAACAUCUUUAUUUGGGACAGCACAUGGUCUAUUUCCACAGCAUGCCUCGCUGUCAUCGUCGUCGGUGGAUUUCUCGCGAUAAAAAAGCUUGUUGUGCGAAAUAGAAGAAAUGGAAAUAAUCUGCCUCCUGGUCCAAGGGGCCUACCAAUACUAGGUUACCUGCCGUUUCUGCAGAAGCCAUACCACGUUGCGUUCAAGAAACUUAGUCAACAAUAUGGACCCGUUAUUAGGGUUCGGCUUGGCUGUAAAGAUGUGGUUGUCCUCAAUGACCUCACGUCCAUACGCGAGGGCCUCGCAAAUACUGACGUGCUGUACAGGCCGGAGGACUUCUCCUUUCGCUACCUCGGACUGAAAGCAAUCGUAGCAUUGAAUGGCGAACCAUGGCAAGAAAAUCGGAAGUACAGCUUUCGUUUGUUGAAAAGCCUCGGAUUUGAAAAGAAAACUAUGGAGGAGCACGUUCAGCCAAUGGUUGUAGCGAAGGCUCUGGCGGCUAGCGCGGCAAACAAUGUGCUGUCGUUGGUGAUGGGCAAGCGGUACGACCUGGACGACCCCUUAAGCAGUUUCGUCGAGGGGCUGCUAACCAAAUUCCUUCGUCACGCCGCCAUAUUCUCUCACUACGACUUCUUCCCACUCGUGCGGUUCUUCGCAACUUACAUCCCCAACACGAGGAUGCACGCAAUGAAUCAAGUGUUUUCGGGGGUGUCAAAGCUCGUAAGGGAUGAGCUCAAGGAACGGGAAGGAAAUAUGGAGGCGUACUCAGACAAGGACUUCAUUGGGGGAUACUUCAAGAAACUUCAGAACAACAACGUCAGUAGUUCUUAUUAUAACAUGCGGCAUCUGGAAGGGAACUCUCUGAACUUUUUGGCCGCGGCCACUAAUACGGUGCGGACUUCCGUGCUGUGGAACCUUUGCAUCGCCGCGAGCGACCCGGAUGGCCACCAGGCACGCGCUCAGAGGGAGAUCGAUGCCGCAUUGGGUCAAGACAGCGCUCCGACUUGGGACGACAGGCAUCGGCUGCCCUAUACCAUGGCGACUGUUCUGGAGACGCUGCGAUGGAGGACAAUAGCGCCCUUGGGUAUUAAUAGAUCCACGGGGCGCGACACUGUGAUCUGCGGUUACGACAUUCCUGCUGGCACCAUAGUUCUGCCGAACCUCUGGGCUGUCCACAACGAUGAAACCCACUGGCAUCAACCGUAUUUGUACGACCCUACUCGAUUUCUGAACUCUGACGGAACAGCAAUGGAGCAGAGACCUCAAGCGUUCCUUGCUUUCAGCUUCGGCAAGCGAGGCUGUCCCGGCGAGACCGUGGCGCUUACAGAAAUAUUUUUGUACGUGGCUACGCUGCUGCAGAAAUUCAGAGUGCUACCCGAAGAAGGAAAAACUAUGUCCCUGGAUGUCAAGAAUGGUCUCAUCGCGAUCGUGGACGACACCCAGAAAUUGCGCUUCAUACCUCGAUGACUAGAGACCGUUUUAAUUUGGAUUCUCAGCGCGUGUAUAUAUAUGAACGGGUGUCUGUGUUUUUCUUACAUCUGAUGA